CAGCGCAUCAAGAUUCAUCAAACCUUUGAACGAUCAAAUAUACAAUGUCAUCAGAUAUUCAAAUCGAGGGUCAGGAGGAAGGUUCAUCGAGACGGGACGCACCUCGAUUUUUGGGAGAUGGCCUUGAUGACGAAGAUGAUAACAUUGACGCUCUUUUCGAAAAUCUUGAUGAUGCCGAUGAAUUUGCUUUACCUGCACCAAUAGAUCAUGAGGCAAUGGCUGCUUCUCUGGCUCAAAAAUCGAUUCAACGCGUCAAUCCCUUUGCAGCUCCAAGUGGAGAUGAUCCUCUGGCAGGCGGAGAUGGAGAUGGUACAAAAUCUACUAGGAUUCGACGUCCGACUGUCAAACUUGACGAAGAUCGUUUAUUGAAUCAUCCCGACGGGUUUCAAAAACUGAUUCCCCUUGCCAAAGCUUUCAAAGCUGGCCCUAAGGGAUCUGAAAAAGAAGAUCUUGGCCGGGUUCUCAAGAUGUACAGAAUGUGGGCACAUUUACUUUAUCCCAAAGCGAAAUUCCGAGACGCAAUCGAUACGAUUGAAAAGCUGUGUCAUAAGCGCCCAUUGCAGUCAGCUCUGAAUGAAUGGCGGGGAGAAGCUUUUCAAAGCUCAAAAAAGCGAAAAACGACAUCCAACGAAGUGCAAGUGGACAAGGAUUCAGCUGUUGAAAGGGUGGAACCGACUCAGCAACCUGCUUCUCCUAAUCAAUCAGCAACUCGGCCUCUAUUCAGGCGACCUGAAGACGGAACAGACGACUUUGACAUGGACCAAGAUGAAGAUUUUGAUAGACUGCUUCAAGAGAUGGACGUUCCAGCCUCUGCACCAGUAACCAACCAGGCUUCAGUUUCUCGACCACUUUUUGUGCCUGAUCCGGAGGACGAGUUUGCCGAAGAAGAAGCUCUGAUGAGAGAACAGGACGAAGCUGAGCGCAGGACAACAGCUCCUACUUUUCCCCGGGAUCCCUCUACCAACAACUUGUCGACAUCGUCAACUGGUGUAGAACAAGCCACUUUAUCAGUCACUAAUCCAAUCCCUCAACCGCUGUUUGUGCCCGAUCCAGAUGAAGAGUUUGCUGAAGAAGAAGCUAUAAUGAGACAACAGGAGGAAGACACACUCAGAUCGUCAGCUCCUGCGGCUCCGCCGGAGCCCUCCGCCAACAACUUGCCACCAUUGCCAACUGGUGUAGAGGAGCCCACUUUACCGGCAACCAACGAGACACCACUUUUUGUGCCUGAUCCGGAUGGAGAAGCUGCUGAAGAUGAAGCUUUAAUGAAAGAUUAUGAGAAAGAGACAGCCCCCACCGUUCUGCAGGAGCUCGCCACCAACAACCUAUCUUCAUUACCAACAGUCGUAGAAGGCGCUACUAAGAACACGGCCCCAACCGACACAAGUAAAGGUGGCCAGGAUGCCGAUCAUGAUUGGGAGGAUUUGUAUACAUGAACUCUGUAGUCUUAUCAUCGUGCCCAGAUGCACAUGUGAUAUUAAUGUACUUGAAUUUUCCCUGGAAAUGGAUUGGACACUGUAGAGAACGAAGCAUCAUGUCGGUGAUUUCGUGCCCAAAGGUAAUUUCCUGGACCUGAUUUGUCAGGUCAGAUCUCCCUU
This is a messenger RNA of Melampsora larici-populina 98AG31, 1595 nucleotides long. RefSeq lists its product as uncharacterized. Lineage: Eukaryota; Fungi; Basidiomycota; Pucciniomycetes; Pucciniales; Melampsoraceae. Bases 45 to 1433 code for a protein of 462 amino acids. Gene Ontology annotation, biological process: DNA replication checkpoint signaling; replication fork processing; DNA damage response. The transcript is spliced from 4 exons. Gene Ontology annotation, cellular component: replication fork protection complex; nucleus. Gene Ontology annotation, molecular function: DNA binding. The record is from RefSeq and is a predicted model, not a curated record.